Molecule: messenger RNA, 937 nt
Organism: Suillus plorans
Lineage: Eukaryota; Fungi; Basidiomycota; Agaricomycetes; Boletales; Suillaceae
Exons: 4
Coding region: 151-627 (158 amino acids)
Source: RefSeq, a predicted model, not a curated record
UAGUCUCUUUAUUCUUCUUUGACUUCGGGCCAUGCUGACCGAAGAUGUUACGCAUUGGCAGCGUGUGAGUGUAUCGAUCCUCAGCAGAGGUGGUCUAUUUUCAACUUUCCAUCAUGAUUUGACCAGCUUGAUCGGAGUCAUUGUGCACGGAUGCGGUCUAGGUUACUCUCUAAGCCCUCUGACUCAUCACCCUUGGAGAACAUUGUUCAGCUCUGUUCUGCUGUUCUCGUUAUCUUCGAACACUCUUUCCACAUUUUCGACAAGCGACGCUUUCUUGCAGACCAGCUAGCUCCUUGUUUUCAUGUCGCUCUGAAGAAGUACAUGGCAUCUCAGCAUGCAGCUGCUGUCAGGGAAAGUGUGAGCGCUGCUGUCCAGGCAUAUGAAGAAGCUGUGGCUACUGCCGCCCACGCAUAUGAAGAAGCUGUGAAGGCUUUUGUCUACACAUAUCAAGGAAAAUCGCCUGCUUGGAUGGCGAAAUUACUGUUUCGACGCCUCCGAAGGAAGGCAAGAGAAGCUUUUGAAUGCUCUCAGCAGAGGGAGACAGAAUUUUUGUGCUCUCAGGCGAAGGCGGAGUUAAUCAAGACUACUCUCGAAAUCGCUUUAAAUAAUCGCCUGCCGAGACCUUGAUGUUGGGCGAUGCAACACCAUGUUCCGGUUCGGAGUGGAGCUGAGGUGUGCUGGCAGUGAAUGUGGAUUUCCUCUGUUUAGGUAGAUUCAGGACGUGGAAUUGUAUGCAAUGGUUGCAUGAUUACGCAGUACGACGUCGGCGACACUUUGUUCGGUAUGGCACAUACGUGUUUGGAGAAUGUCGGUCACCGUAGACGCAGAAUCGUCGCAGAUCAAACUGCACGAGUUCAUGACCAUUCCUUUGAUAUUUUAUUGAUCAUAGCGAUAUAUACUGCACAACCAAUUGUCUUUUCCUCCCUCCGGACCCACG